This is a messenger RNA of Heterotrigona itama, 1274 nucleotides long. Lineage: Eukaryota; Metazoa; Arthropoda; Insecta; Hymenoptera; Apidae. The record is from the annotation of a GenBank genome assembly.
AUGAUGCUCGCUAGAGUGUGUCGGAGUACCGUUACGCCAAAUUUGGCCAGUCUACUGAAGACUCCAAUUAGUUCGAAAUCGUUUAUUCCGAGAAUUCAAACUACCAGAUUAUUCGCUAAUGAUGGACGAGGUACAUUUACAAGAUCUGCUCGUAGAUCAGCUACUAUAUCGGAGCAGGCGGUGGCUCCUGCAGGAGAAACUGCAUUCACUAUCGGAAAAGGAGUUGUCGCUGGUGGUGCUGUGCUGGGAAUAGGUUCACUGUGCUAUUAUGGUUUGGGUUUUUCGCCAUCCAUGGGAGCCAUAGAUUAUGCGAGGUUAUGGCCCCAAUAUGUGAAGGAUAGAAUCAGAAGUACGUACAUGUAUUUUGGCGCAUCUGUGGCAAGCAGUGCCGUAGCUGCAGCACUAUGUUUACGUUCACCAACUAUGAUGAACUUGAUGAUGCGUCAAAGCUGGGUAGCCAUGUUGCUAACGUUGGCGUCUGUUUGGGGUAGUGGAAUAUUAGUGCAGGUUCUUCCGUAUCAAGAAGGUUUCGGCACGAAACAAAUAGCAUGGUUGAUUCAUACUGGUGCUGUAGGUGCAUUCCUCGCACCUUUGUACUUACUCACAGGACCUUUGGUACUUAGAGCUGCCUGGUAUACCGCUGGCGUAGUUGGUGGUUUAUCAAUGGUUGCCGUCUGCGCACCAAAUGAAAAAUUUUUGAAAAUGGGAGGUCCAUUAGCAAUUGGUUUGGGAUUUGUAUUUGCAAGUAGCGUUGGAUCGAUGUUUUUGCCACCUACGACAGCUCUUGGAUCUGGCUUAUAUUCAAUAUCUUUAUACGGUGGCUUGGUGCUGUUCUCCAUGCUUCUUUUGUACGAUACGCAAAGAGUUAUCAAACAAGCAGAAACGUAUCCAACUCACGACCAUCUCAUGAGACCGUACGAUCCAGUUAAUAAGUAAGUAAUUCGAUGAAACGAAACGUUUGAUAAAUGCACGUGCAAAUCUGUACAUAUUUGUGCUUUUUAUUUCAGCGCGAUUGCUAUUUAUAUGGACGUAGUGAACAUCUUUGUACGAAUUCUCACGAUAUUGGCAGGUGGAAAUAGGAGACAAAAGUAAGGGAACGAUAAAUAUCUAAUCUCCUCCCGGUAGCAUAUACAAAAAUUAUGGAGUUUUACUUUUCAUACACGUUUAAAAAAUGUCGUGAGUUAGUAUUGAAUUUAAAAUUAUAUUGUAAGAAAUAACCUUUACAUGCAUAAUAUAUUUUCUGUUGUAUUAUAAGAUUAUAUGUAAAUUACUAG